CGACAACAUCGACACAGCAUCUCGACAUACCUUCCGUCAAGAUGGCCAGAGAGACCCCACGCAGCGGCAUUGCCGUCGGACCUAACAAGGGCCACAAAACCGAGCGUCGUGCUGUCCGCGCGAAGCCAUCUAAGACCAAGGGUCACUUGAGCAAGCGCACCGCUUUCGUCCGCGAGAUCGUCAAGGAGGUUUCUGGCCUCGCCCCAUACGAGCGCCGCGUUAUCGAACUCCUCCGCAACAGCAAGGACAAGCGUGCCCGUAAGCUGGCAAAGAAGCGUCUCGGUACGUUCGGCCGUGCUAAGGCCAAGGUCGAUGAGCUCCAGGGUGUCAUCGCCGAGUCCCGCCGUGCCGCCCACUAAAUGCAUCAUGGUGCGUUUGGGAAGUUUGGGACAGGGUGUGAUGGUGUACAAUGGGCGCCAAUGCAUGGCUGGAUGAAAAUCUCUGCGAGAGUAAAAAGCCGGACCAAUAUAUAGCUGGCAACUCGACCGAGGUUUCGGGCAAUGAAUCACAACUUGAUACCAACUUG
Messenger RNA from Pseudogymnoascus destructans, 526 nucleotides. It is a transcript of the gene RPL36, whose product is annotated as 60S ribosomal protein L36. The transcript has 3 exons. The coding region runs from base 42 to 359 and encodes 105 amino acids. Gene Ontology annotation, molecular function: structural constituent of ribosome. The record is from RefSeq and is a predicted model, not a curated record. Gene Ontology annotation, cellular component: ribosome; cytosolic large ribosomal subunit. Gene Ontology annotation, biological process: cytoplasmic translation. Lineage: Eukaryota; Fungi; Ascomycota; Leotiomycetes; Thelebolales; Thelebolaceae.